AGCCCCUAGGGAUUUUUCAAACAAGGAUUAAUACUGACACUCGUUAAAUCAUUGGAACUUAAGGAAUUUGAAGUGAAACAAAACGAAAUACAAACAAAAGCGAUGAAUCUGGUCGCUGUUCAUCGCGUUUCCUUGGAAUGCAUUUCGCGUUUCUCUUUGAUCCAUCGAGAAUUAGGCGAGGGGUUAUCCGGUCGUCGGAUUGUGAAUUCGCGUGGACGGAAUCGGCCAAUUCGGCGGUUGCAUGCGGUGACGGCGGGUUUGAUAACCAGCGCUGACUCGUUCGAGGUAGGGCGGCUUAUCGGAAGCUACGGAUUCAUGAAUGUAACUAGCUAUACAGGGCUGCAGUCAGGAUCUGACUUUGAAUAUACUUCUGAUGAUAUUGGGCGAUUAAAAUCUCAAGAUAUUGGAGAAGGUGGCGUUAAGAUCAGACUAUAUGAAGGAAGAAUAUCUCAGGGUCCAUUUCGAGGAACGCCUAUUGUCUUUAAGGUCUAUCCGGGACAGCGUGCUGGUGGAGUUGAGGCUGACAUGAUGGCAGCAAACGAGCUUAAUGCACACUCUUUUCUCCAGAGCAAACGCCUGCCUGCUAAUCUGCUUAUACUUGUUGGUGGCUUUGAGACACAACUUGGGGAACAGUGGCUGGCUUUUCGUGAUGGAGGGAAAGAUAGUGCAGCUGACUAUGCGCAAACUGCAAGUGAAAAAACAUCCAGAGCUCUCUCCCAAGGAGUAUGGAAUCCUUAUGAAAAAGAGCAGAUGAUGAAACGAAGGAGAAACUUUGUCAUUAAGAUCCUACAGGGUGCAAUGAAAGGUCUAGCCUUUAUGCAUGAUAAUGACAGGUUACACCAAAGCCUCGGGCCAUCCUCAAUUGUUCUCAAUACACCAGCGGAACGAGAAGCCAUCUAUUUAAUACCGCGGCUGCGAGAUCUAGCCUUUUCUGUUGACAUAAGGCCUUCAUGCUUGGAAGAAGGAGCCACUUCUGGUUCACUGUCAGAGCAACUUUGGCGAAGGGCAACUGCUGCUGGUGCUUUCACAGUUUUUGAGAAAAGAGCUUUUGGGAUUGCAGAUGACAUAUAUGAAGCCGGUCUUCUUUUUGCAUACUUAGCCUUUGUUCCAUUCUGUGAAGCAGGCGUAAUGGAUUCUCUUUCUCUCCAGAGGUUACUGGAAAACACUUUCCGGUUGGAUAUCGAGGCUGUAAGAGAGUACUGUUUGGCUGAUGAACGCCUCGAAGAAGCUGUGAAGUUUCUGGAUCUUGGUGAUAGAGCUGGUUGGGAAUUACUCCAGGCAAUGUUGAACGCUGACCAUAGGAAGCGGCCAAUGGCGGAAGCUGUUCUUAGUCACCGAUUUUUGAACGGCGUUGUUUAAUUGACAAUAGAUGGAGAUUAUGUAAUUCCGUAAUUAUUGACAACUAUUAAUCCUUGAUCCAUGUUCUGAAUAUAUAAUCAUAUCUCGUGGGUUCUAUAUCAAUCAUAUAUCAGUAACAGUC
Molecule: messenger RNA, 1480 nt
Organism: Arabidopsis lyrata subsp. lyrata
Lineage: Eukaryota; Viridiplantae; Streptophyta; Magnoliopsida; Brassicales; Brassicaceae
Exons: 12
Coding region: 103-1359 (418 amino acids)
Biological process (GO): protein phosphorylation
Cellular component (GO): chloroplast
Molecular function (GO): ATP binding; protein kinase activity
Source: RefSeq, a predicted model, not a curated record